AUGAAAAAGCAAAAGCAGACGGCUGAAACAGAGCAGGAGAACACCACCGUAGCUAUGGACGACGACAGAAUAUCGCAACUGCCAAUACCUAUACGUCACCACGUUCUCUGUUUCCUCUCUCAGAAAGAAGCUGUGAGAACUUGUCUACUCUCCAAACAAUGGCGCCACGUAGGAUCGACCCGCCCCAACCUCGAAUUCUUCGAAGAAUGGUUCGACAACACACAAGAAAAGGUUGUCUCCGUCACCGUCAGGCGCUCCACACGAUUAGCUCGCCGCAACCUCAAGUCUUACGAAAACAAAUUCGACAAAAACUUUGUCUCCGUAGUCAACCGAAUCCUACAAGGAUACCUUGAUCAAAACCUCUUCAUACACAAGUCUUUCAAACUCAACUCUCUUUGGUAUCCUCCGCCCUAUUACAGCCUGCCCUCGGCAGUCUUCUUAUCCGAGUCCCUCGAAGAACUACACCUGUGCAAAUGCAAGCUGAGCCCGGUUGAGAGCGUGCGGUUCAAAUGCCUGCGCACACUCACCCUCGAUUUUGUCCAAGUUGAUGGCGGGACUUUGGAGACGAAAACGUUGGGAUGCCCUUUGCUCAGGCGCCUGGCACUUAAUAAUUGUUGUGAGUUGAGAAACAUAAGGCUGAGCGUGGCGCCUGAGCUCAAGCACUUUACGUUGUUUGAUAUCAAGAUUAUUGAAGGGCGUAGCAUCGAAAUCGAUGUCCCAAAUCUCGAGACAGUCUUUAUCAAUGGCCCAUGGAUUUGGUCUCACCGCCAAAGCACAUUAUUGUUCUCUCGUCUCACGAGUUUGCAUCUCUGGAAUGUGAUCAUGUCGAGCGAGUCGAUCGACCUGUUAUCAUUCGGCUGCCCAACUCUUGCGAACUUGGCCCUACAUGAUUGCUCCGGUUUCGAGGAAUUCCAUCUUGCAAGUGAUUCAGUCAAGUUCUUAAGCAUCUUCACAAGUAAAAUACCGCUUAAAGGAGCUAUGAUUUGUACCCCGAACAUUCACACUUUUAAUUUCAAUGCCGGUAUUCACCAGGUGCCGGACACAUUCUCUUUCACGACCACUACUUCCAAGAUGUGGCACUCAAAUGUAUUCCUCUCUUCACGUGAGGAUGAUCCCGAUUUCGACAUCAAUUCGUGGUUCCUUAAGCUGAGACGGGUGCUCAAGGCACUAAGUGGGUCUUGGAUUGUUCUGACUCUGCAGAUUAUCAACGGCCCUCUGGAUGUGCCAUGUGGUGCUGUUGACAACAGUCGUCUUCUCAGUGACGAGCCGCCUGUGGUGAUGGAGAACUUGUCAUUUAGUACUUAUAAAUGCCGAACGGCAUCUUGGUACUCGGGCUUUACAAAUGAGGCGAACACCUAUAUCUAA
Molecule: messenger RNA, 1365 nt
Organism: Striga hermonthica
Lineage: Eukaryota; Viridiplantae; Streptophyta; Magnoliopsida; Lamiales; Orobanchaceae
Source: the annotation of a GenBank genome assembly